GCUUUGGACAACAACAACAACAGGGAUCAUCAUGAAUACUAUCCACGCGAAGCGUCGGAUCCCAGAAAACGAUCCUAUGAAAGGCCGGCUGAGAGAGGCCGAAUGGGUCAGCACUCAUUUUCACCUGCAAGUGACGUGAGAAUUGUGAGAAACCAUAUAACCUCUCCUGCAGCUCCCCAGCCCUCCCGAGUGUCUCCUCUGGCGAUGGCCAAAAUGCCGUCCGUUCCACCGCACAGGCCGCAGGAUUAUCGCCAGGAACGUGUGCCCACCGAUCCGUAUUCGGGACGGACUAGUCCAGAAGUUCCCGUACAACCACUCAUGCCUCGCAAGCGUCGGCGGCUGCAGGAACCUCGGGACAGACCAGGCCCCGCUGCACCGCGAAGACAUGCCGCCGAUUCUCCUGAGCCCUAUAUCAAGGAAGAACCCGCGUCGCCUCCUCCGUUUACUGACGUUCCCCCUGCGUCGGGAGGUCGGAGUCGACCGCCUCAGGAACGGCCCGUUUACAUUGAUGUCACGUCCCCUCGGUAUACACCGACCAUUGACCGGAGAGAAGCGAUUUCCAGGGAAUCAGUCUACGAAUAUGACCGAUAUGGCAACAACGCUCGGGACUAUGACGCCCCCAUGGAGGCGCGGACUGCUUCCCGCAUGGGGACGCGGAGGCCUGCCCGCGAUAAUCAGGAUCUGAGGCGCGUUGCCAGUCUGCAUCAUGCGCGACAGCCAGAGGUGUUGUCUCGCGAAUACGGAGAACCGCCACGGUCGAUGCGGGCUUCGUCGUACGCCGUGAUCGAACGUCCUACUCAUCACGAGAGAGCCAGAUACUACGAGGAGACGGUGCCGUCAUACACGAGACGGUAUGCACCGGUCGAAGAGCUUCCGCCGUCGCCCCGAUUCCGCGAAACAUACGUGGAUGAAGAGCCGCCUCCACCGCGUGUUGUGGAACCUCCCCCGCGGCGGAUUGUGGUGGACGAGUAUGGAAACCAAUACUACGAGACGGUGCCGGCCUCCAAAGUGCGUGCGAUGCCGCCGCCUCCCCCAACUCGAGUGGCGAAGGUGGAUGAUUACAAUGAACGGGCGCAUGUGCGCAACGGCAGCGUGCGAGCGACGUCGAUAGUGGACGAUCCGUAUGGGGAUCGGAGAUAUGUCCAUGAGAUGCCGCCCCCUCCACCGGCCACUUAUCGACGGGUUGUUGACUAUCCGCGAAGCGUGGUGGAAGAAAGGCGGCCGUACCCUCAUCCGGUCGCAGAGCGAGAACCGGCGUACCGCAGCAGCAGCGUGGUGGUCGACUACGCACCGCGACAGCAGACGUACGUUGAGGACCCCGAGAUGCCGCGCGAACGGGUGGUUCGGAUGUCCAGCGUGCGGCCGCCAGCGAACCGGUACGACGAGCCGCGGGAAGCGAUACCGCAUCGCGUGCCGAGUGUGCGACCGGGCGGGCACGAGGUCAGUGGGUAUGCGGACGACGAGCUUCGACAGCCGCGAGAGUACGUGGAUCGGCCGGUGUAUACGUCGGGGCGGCCGGUGCGAGACGAGCGAUACUACGAGGAGGAGGACGCGGGGCGGAUGGUGCUUGACGGGAGCGGAGAGGGCAUGCACCGAGGCCCGCAGCGAUAUUGA
Messenger RNA from Rasamsonia emersonii CBS 393.64, 1614 nucleotides. RefSeq lists its product as uncharacterized. The annotation marks the transcript as partial. The transcript has a single exon. Lineage: Eukaryota; Fungi; Ascomycota; Eurotiomycetes; Eurotiales; Trichocomaceae. The record is from RefSeq and is a predicted model, not a curated record.